AAAAAUAUGACUACAUUUGAAAAUAUUCGGAUAUGGACUUUAUAAAUUUUGUUGUCCUUUUCAUUUUAUUAGUAUACAAAUUUUCUAAAGUACUAACUUACGAUCAUGUAACAACAUGCGCAGUGUCGUCUACCAUUGGAGAGUCUGUUCCUUAUGACUUUAAAGAUUUGCUGGACAGUAGUACUGGCGCAGUAUACAUGGUAGAAGACGAGAACUUCCAAGUGAAAUGUUGUGGUGUAAUAUCAUACUGGGAGAUAAAUGCUCGAUCUCUGGCCACCAUUCAUUUACACGUAUGGAGAAGGUUGUCGUCAAACUCAUAUGAACUGGUUGGGUUCAAUACUGUUACACCCAUGGAUGUUGGCCAUUUUGAAUACGAUGUUCCUAUCUCGGAGAGGAUUAGUGUAAAACAUGGUGACUACAUAGGAUGGUUCACAGCGGGUUCAGAGGUGAUUUCGUACAACGAGCAUAGUUCAUACCCAAUCAUGAACAGAAAGUUUACGGGACAGACUAGUUUUACUGUUGGAGAGACUAGAGACUGGACUACUAGUAGAAAUACUAUAACAAACAGACAGUUUGCUAUUGGUGCCCGGACGGCCUCAGGUGAUACUCCAACUCUGAAUAUUGGUACCAAUUAUGAAAUGACUAUUGACGAAUCAACAGUUGUUGGUACAGCGAUACUCACCCUAUCCGUGGUCGAUGACGAUGUCUCAGAUAUACAUACCAUUAACGUACUCAGCACAGAUAAUGGAUACUUUGAGCUCAAUUCUUUGGCGCUGGAGACACUACAAGAUGAGAUACCAGAAGCCACUUAUAUAAUGGAACUAGAAGUUAUAGAUGAGUGUUACCACACCUCAACAUCAACUGUUGCCAUAACAGUUCAAAACACUUUAUCCCUGUGUGUUGUCAUACCUUUUGGUUUAAAACGUUGUCAAACAGCUAUUGGAAUGAACAAUAGGUCUGAUCAUAAAACUGCAUUGUAG
This is a messenger RNA of Mytilus trossulus (common blue mussel), 980 nucleotides long. RefSeq lists its product as uncharacterized. The transcript is spliced from 8 exons. Lineage: Eukaryota; Metazoa; Mollusca; Bivalvia; Mytilida; Mytilidae. Gene Ontology annotation, molecular function: calcium ion binding. Gene Ontology annotation, cellular component: membrane. Bases 33 to 980 code for a protein of 315 amino acids. Gene Ontology annotation, biological process: homophilic cell-cell adhesion. The record is from RefSeq and is a predicted model, not a curated record.